This is a messenger RNA of Fusarium vanettenii 77-13-4, 1446 nucleotides long. RefSeq lists its product as uncharacterized. The transcript is spliced from 3 exons. The record is from RefSeq and is a predicted model, not a curated record. Lineage: Eukaryota; Fungi; Ascomycota; Sordariomycetes; Hypocreales; Nectriaceae. Bases 1 to 1446 code for a protein of 481 amino acids.
AUGACGACAGCAGCAGCACAAAAGUCAACAAAGAAGGAAGGCGACAUUUCAGACGCAUUUACAUCCCUCUCAGGCGCAAAGAGGGAACCCCUCCCCGAUCGAUUCCGCGAACUAAAGUGCGACCUCGUUCGUGGUCGGGAAAAGGAGAUUGUGGCAAGCUGGGGAAGACUCCUCCGACAGCUGAAAAGAGAAAACGAAAUUGUUGCAAAAAAGGGUCCUUCUGUUAUUCCUCAGGUCGAGUUUUCAGACUUUGAGAAGGAUGUUGAUGUUUUGAAGGAAGAGAUUAGGAAGAGGGGUGCUGUUGUUAUCAAGGGUGUUAUUCCAGAGGCUGAGGCGAGGGCUUACAAGGAUGAGAUUGAGGAGUAUGUCAAGAAGAAUCCUUCAACGAGAGGUUUUCCGGCUCAUGAUCCUCAGGUUUAUGAGUUGUAUUGGUCUGCUCCUCAGCUCAAGGCUCGCGCUCAUCCCAAUUUCUUGAAGGUCCAGCAACAUCUCAUGUCGUUCCUAUGGCACUCUUCAUCCCCUGAUACGCCCAUCUUUUUGGACCAGCCGUUUUCAUACGCUGAUCGCCUUCGUAUUCGACAGCCCGGUGAUGCCUCGUUUGCUCUGGGCCCUCAUAUUGAUGGCGGCAGUGUUGAACGAUGGGAGAAGGAAGGUUACGGCCGUGGAGGUGUGUACGACCGUAUCCUAGAAGGCAACUGGGAAGAAUACGAUCCUUGGGAUGCGAGUGGAAGAGUUGAAGCCGUCAACAACCUCUACGACGGUCUUGGACCUUGUUCCAUGUUCAGAAUGUGGCAAGGUUGGAUGAGCAUGAGCCACACAAAGCCAGCCGAAGGUACACUUCUAGUGAACCCCCUCAUGAAGCUAUCGACGGCAUAUGUCCUUUUGCGACCAUUCUUCCAGAACAAGAGAGGUCGUGCGUCGGCAAACUACCUCGAUGAGGAGAAUUGGGAGUUUAUGGGUGUUGAUGGUAUGACGAGUGAGCUUCAGGGAGCUACGCCGGGGACGGGUCAAGAGUGCACAGAUGAGUUGCAUCCGCAUCUGGAUCUUGAAAGGACCAUGGUGCAUGUUCCUGAGAUUCGGCCUGGAGAUUUUGUAGGCUGGCACUGCGACAGCAAGUUCCCUCUUCCUCUUGAUCUCGACAAAGUCCACAACGGAAAAGCAGACUCGAGCGUCCUCUACAUCCCCGUCUGCCCCGUAACCCAACAAAACGCAGAAUACCUCGUCCGCCAACGCGAAGCCUUCCGAAGAGGCACCCCGGGACCUGAUUUCCCCGGAGGAGCGGGCGAGUCGGGGCAUGUGGACCGGUCCACGGAGGAGAUGCUUCGGGGGUGGGCGGACGGUGUGGGGAGGAGAGCCAUGGGGCUGGAGAGGUUGGUUAUUGAUGAAGGGGCCAGGCCGGGAGCUAGAGAAGCUGUGGAGGCUUCGAAUGCGGCUCUUGGGUUUUGA